Molecule: messenger RNA, 878 nt
Organism: Peromyscus maniculatus bairdii (prairie deer mouse)
Lineage: Eukaryota; Metazoa; Chordata; Mammalia; Rodentia; Cricetidae
Gene: Lhfpl7
Product: LHFPL tetraspan subfamily member 7
Cellular component (GO): membrane
Source: RefSeq, a predicted model, not a curated record
UGUCUCGAAAAAAAAAAAAAAAAAAAAAAAAAAAAAAAAAAAAAAAAACGGGUCUUGAUUGGGAGGUACCCCUCAAAACUCCCCUGCUGGAAACUUCAAAUUCCUGUGUCGAUGGCGUCUGGGGCCUAGGCCCCCAGCUUCACAUCACCCACCAUUCAGGAUGACCUCUAGAUGACCUCUCACGGAGGCUUGCUGGUUGUAGAACUUGUCAAACCGACAGUCGAGAUUAACCAGUCGCAGGAGACGGAAAAAGACCAGCCACGUUCCUGAUGGAGGUCGGCGUGUGGGCUGCCCUAGGACUCUCCCUCACAGGCAUGUCUGGCCUCAGCCUGGUCUCCCCUGCCUGGUUCCAGAGCUCUUCCUUCUCCUAUGGUGUCUUUGUGUACUGCUCCUGGCCACAGGGUGACCGCUGGAACCAGAGCUGUGUGACCUUUGGGUCCCCGAAGGACAUGCCUGGCUUGGCCUGGAAGGUCUCGGCUGCAAUGCUCCUGGGAGGCUGGGUCCUGCUGGCCUUUAGCGCUCUUCUCCUUCUGGCCUGGGCACUGGCCCCGAGAAGGUUGUAUCCUGGGAGGGGCCCUGGUCCAACACCCAUGGUGCAGGCAGCAGCAGCGGCCUCCACCCUUGUAGGUCUACUGGUUUUUCCAGCCACUCUGGCUUCCCCAUUAGCCAAAGAAGUCUGUGAAGGCUCCCGCACAUACUACGGCAGAACAUGCCAGCUGAGCUGGGGCUACACCACUGCCAUGUUCAACGCGGUCCUCACCAGCCUGCUCGUUGUCAUCAGAUGGCCUCCAAUGACCACGAUCCAGAGGACAGCCACCCCCUCCUCUAGUGACACUCGGGGAAUCACUCUCGUGUCAGAAUAAGCAAAGGAGCAUCAC